This is a messenger RNA of Eriocheir sinensis (Chinese mitten crab), 3316 nucleotides long. Its product is annotated as tigger transposable element-derived protein 1-like. The transcript is spliced from 7 exons. Lineage: Eukaryota; Metazoa; Arthropoda; Malacostraca; Decapoda; Varunidae. Bases 551 to 3211 code for a protein of 886 amino acids. Gene Ontology annotation, cellular component: nucleus. Gene Ontology annotation, molecular function: DNA binding. The record is from RefSeq and is a predicted model, not a curated record.
UUUCUUGAGGGGUCCUGUAGACGUCCUCAGCUUGUUAGUGGCACAGGCUAAUUUUAUUUGUAGUGGCUGCCAUGAUGUAUGACUCUUGCUUGCUCCAUGCUGCCCCCUGGUGCUCCUCUUGACCGAAGUUGCUGAGUUUAGGUUUGUUAAAUUUAAGAUCCGGACAGCAUGUGGGUAAUCUAUCACUCGGCGAUGACUUUCUAAAUCAUUGUUUUUCAGUGGGACUCGAAUCUAGUUCACGCUGGGUCCUCAGGCUCACCACUCCCACACGCUAACGGCUUGGCCACCGCCUUCCCAACUGCAUAUCAUUCACGUCCCGAGUCUCCUUCUCCCAACUGAAGCAGUGGUACUCGAGAGCAGGGCCGAGAGAAUACAGGGUCCGCGCAAGGAGCCACCAAAAACUCCACCGGGCCGCGCAGGUCGUGACGUCACAGGGUGCGUGCAGGGAAGAGUCCGAGGUGGCUGCCGCGGCCAGUCUGGGUUCAACCGUGGCGGGGUGUGCGCUACUGCAUGGUCAGCUGCCGGUUCAGGCCGCCCGCAUCGUUUAGUGAUGCCUCAUUGUGUUGUGGCUGGUUGUAACACUACCAAUCGCUAUAGACACACAAUAUAUAGUUUUUUUAAUUUUCCAAAGGACACUGAAACGUCUGAGAAGUGGUUACAGCUGUGUGGAAGACCGGACAUAACCAGCCCAGUUUAUCAUAGAAUAUGCAGCUUGCAUUUUGAGCCAUCUGCAUAUGAGAGAAACCUCAAGUAUGAACUGCUUGGACAGCCAGUGCCUGCUAAUCAAAUAAGACUCAAACCCGAAGCAGUACCAACGUUACAUUUACCAUCAACAGGUACUUCAGGCAGCCCAGGUAACAGGGGAAGACACAUUGUAACAGACAAUAAUCAAGUGUCUUCACCAGCAGUGCCUCAGCUGUUACCUCUGCCAGGGCCAAGCUUAUAUCAGCCUCCACAUGAUGGGAAGGACAUGAUGGAGCCCCUGUGUGAGGCUGUGAAGGUGGAGGUGGAGGAGGAGCCAACAGUCAGCCAGGCUUCAUCCACCUCCCGGCAGCCCUCGGGGGUGGACAAAGUAAGUGACCACUUUGAGGAUGCUCUCUCCCAGUGUGACGAGAUUGGUAUCAAGAUGGAGGAGGAGGAGAAGCACAUGGAAGACUUUGACCCAGUCACUGGCCAUGCCGUCUUUGUCCCUGAGCUGAAGUCCAACCCAAGUAGCACCAGCGACCACUCCGAGGAUGCUCUCUUCCAGUUUGACGAGAUUGGCAUUAAGAAGGAGGAGGAUGAGGUUUGCAUCAAGGAUGAGCCCAUUGAAGACUUGGACCAAGUCACUGGCUCUACCACCUUUGCCCCUGCACUGAUGCCCAAGCCAAGAAGAACCAGUCUGAAGUUAGCCGGCACAGUGAAUGGAACCUUCAACUCUCAUAUGGCACCCAAGCGUCCUUCCACCUCCUCACAUGAAAGUGCUGCCAAGAAGUCAAGAAAGACUCUCACCAUUGAAAAGAAGUUGGAAGUUUUGGAUCGGUAUGCUAGGGGAGAAAAGACCUCUGUGAUAGUGCAUGCUAUGGGACUAAACGAGAGCACAUUGCGUACCAUCAGGGCAAGUGCUGACAAGAUCCGUGCUAGUGCUGUCGCUGGUACAUCUGCCUCCUCCACACGGUGCUCCCAUGCAAGAUCCACGGAGAUGGAGAGGAUGGAGAAGUUGUUGGCACAGUGGAUUCAACACCAAAAUAAGACCAAUGUCCCCAUCAGCAUGGCCAUUAUACAGGCUAAGGCUGUAAGCCUCUACAAGGAUGUGCAGGGCGAGGGCGAGAAAGACAAAGGCAAGACUUUCCAAGGCAGUUCUGGGUGGUUUUCUAAUUUCAAGCGGCGCUACGGAUUCCACAAUUUGACUGGGGAAGCUGCCUCUGCCAAUGUAGCAGCUGCCAAGACGUAUCCAGCUACCCUCAAGGCCAUCAUCGAGGAAGGUGGCUACACCGCCAAGCAGAUUUUUAAUAUAGACGAGACUUGUCUAUAUUGGAAAAAACUGCCUAGUCGGACAUACAUCUCGGUUGAGGAGUCAAGAGCACCUGGAUUCAAGGCCUCCAAGGAUCGCCUUACUCUCUUGUUGGGUGCCAAUGCUGAGGGGGAUUACAAGCUGAAGCCUGCCCUUGUCUACCACUCCGAAAAUCCACGAGCUUUAAAAGGCUACGUCAAGAGCUUCCUCCCGUGUUAUUGGUACUCCAACCUCAAAGGGUGGAUGACUUGCAGCAUAUUCAAGGACUACUUCGGGAAACUGGAGAAAGAACUUGAACUGUACUGCGAGAGGGAAAAACUGCCCUUCAAGAUUCUCCUAAUCCUGGACAAUGCCCCCAGCCAUCCGCCGUCUGUAGAAAAUCUCUCCAGCAACAUUCAGAUUGCUUUCUUGCCACCUAACACUACGUCUUUACUUCAGCCAUGUGACCCGGGGAUAAUCAAGACAUUCAAGUCUUACUAUCUCCAUUCGACCCUUACUGACAUGGUUGAGAGGACAAACAAAGACAAGCUGACUGUGAGGGAGUAUUGGAAGCAGUUUACCAUCAAAGAUGCUCUCCACUUCAUCAAGGAAUCCUGGGAGAAAGUGCCAAGAAAGUGCCUCAAUGGAGUGUGGAAAAAUCUUUGUCCUCAGUUGGUCCACGAUUUUGCCGGGUUCGACAUCCAAGCAAAAGUGUCCAAAACAAUCCUGGAAUGUCUUGCUAAGGCCAGGGAAGCCGGGUUUGAGGAAAUUGAGGAGAAAGAUAUCGUUGAACUCCUAGAGUCACACAGUGUUGACUUAACUAAUGAAGAACUGUUGGAGAGGGAGAAGCUACAUACAGCAGAGUUGGAGGCAGUAAGAUCACGGUCUACACCAGAAACCCCAGAGCCUGAGAGAGUGUUGACUAAAAAGGAUCUACAGGAAGCACUGUCAUCGAUAAGGGAAGCACUUGACAUCCUAGAAGCCAAGGACCCGAACAUCAACAGAAGUGCGACUGUAUCAAGAAAAGUCAUGGCCGAAUUGAACUGCUACCAAAUAAUGCUUGAUCAAAAGAAAAAGUUGACAACCCAGACAAAACUUGAUCAAUUCUUCCGAAAGAAAACAGUAGAGGUCCAGGAGUCGGAGGAAGAGGAAGGAGACAUGAGUGAGGAAGGAGACACGAGUGAGGAAGGAGAGCGGGGUGACGACGACCAGUCAGAGGAAGAGGAAGGAGACAAGUAAGGGGAGCGGCUGGUGACGGGAGCGCGGGAUGAGGAGGGACGGUGGCCAACGCAUGUGUCGAGUGUUGAAAGUGAAGUACAAAGGUAAAUAAAAUGAGAACAUGUG